GAAAACAUCCCCAUGUCCAAGGGACCCCAGGCUGAGACCUGCGUCUUCUUGGACCUGGAAGCCACCGGGCUCCCCAGUGUGGACCCCAAGAUCGCCGAGAUCUCGUUUGCCAUCCACCGCUCCUCGCUGGAGAACCCCAAGCGCGAUGAGUCUGAUGCCCCGGUGCUGCCCCAGGUCCCGGAUGAGCUCACGCUCUGCAUGAGCCCGGAGCGCCCGUUCACUGCCAAGGCCAGCGAGAUCACCGGCGUGAGCAGCGAGGGCCUGGCCAGGUGCCAGGAGGCCGGCUUUGACAGCGCUGUGGUGCGUACACCGCAGGCCUUCCUGAGCUACCAGGAGGGCCCCUUGUGCCUCGUGGCGCACAACGGCUUCGAUUAUGACUUCCCCCUGCUGUGCCCGGACUGCCUGGGUACGCUGCCGGUGCCGCGGGGCCUGGACCAUGCCCACAGCCAUGGCACCCGGGCCCAGGGCGGCAAGGGUUACAGCCUGGGCAGCCUCUUCCGCUGCUACGUCCAGGCGGAGCCGAGGGCCACGUGCACACCCGGCUCAUGGUUUCUGCACCGCGCCGCCGAGCUGCUCGCCUGGGCUGAUGAGCAUGCCCUUAGCUGGGCCCGUGUCGAGCCCAUGGACGUGCCACCCGACGGCCCGAGUCUCAAGGCCUGAGCCAGGGGCUCGGUAACGCUGCUGCCCAGGGUGACGAGGCGCACUCCCUGCAGUAGGGCAGUGCCAGCCUCCGCCGUUCAGCCGGGCUGUGUGGCCCGGAGCUGGACCUGGGCCAGUGCCUUGCCGCCCAUCCUGGCGGGCCUGUGCGCCUGCCGGGCUUUCCCUGGCCCUGGCCUAACCUGCCCCUCAGCCCUAGAGCCUCCUCCCGGCCCCUCCCCCGGCCCGUGCCCUGGUAGAGGUUGCUGCCGCUGGCGCCCACCCUCCACCCCGUCUUUCAAUAAACAUUGACAACCGCUCACCAGCUGCCUUUCGCUUGCUCUCCUCCCUACACCCUGCCCGGAGUGGGCCAAGAGGGAGCCAGGCCAGGGGCACGAGCAGAGCACCCCAGGGCUGCCCCCUUGUGGCCUAUCUCUGCGGUGAGCCUGGUCGGGGAGCCGUCGGCGUUCACAGCCUGGUCCAAGGGGCCGACAGGCUGGGGCUGUGGACCUCAGGCCAUGGGCCUCUGCCCUGGCUGGUCUCCUACUGUGCCAUCGAUGAUCACCCCUUCCCUGCCUUGUCACCCCAGAGACCUAAGAAAUCAGCGAGCAGGACCUAAGGGACAUCUGUGUGGCCCGAAUCUGUGUCGAGGAGACAGAGGGAAGAGGGAGCUGCAGCCCCGGCCUCCAGGGGCAAAGCCCCACUCCUUCCUUUCCUGGAGCCUCUGUCCCAGCUCUGCGAGUGGCAGCAGGGUGAAAUGAUACGGUGCCCUCCCCAAGCCCAUGCUCGGACUGGCCAGGCCAAGCCGUGUGCCUUCUGCGCCGAGAAGACAGGCUGGGACCUGCCCCCCUGCUGUCUGAAAGCUGUGAUGUGCUGAUACAUGGUGACAAUGUAGUUGCUACAGACUCAAGUCUACACAAUCAACUGAACAAUAAGAGAUGAAGCCCUGGUUUGUAGGCUGUGCUGAUUCCUGUGGGGUAAAUCCUCCCACCAGGCCACGUUCAGGCUACUCAUGUGGUUGAGAAGAGAUUCUGGGUGGUGCGCUGUGACAUGGGUGCGAGGGGGGAAAUAAGGCAUGAUGAAUUUUGAGUAUCUCCUUGGUUUUUUAAUACAAUUUAAAUGAAAGGUUAUACAAUUUAAUUUUUAAUCAUGGUGGUGUUUAACAAUCAACUCUCAAAAUUCCCGAACUUUUUUUUUUUUUUUUUU
Messenger RNA from Globicephala melas (long-finned pilot whale), 1842 nucleotides. RefSeq names its product three prime repair exonuclease 2 (gene TREX2). Gene Ontology annotation, cellular component: cytoplasm. Gene Ontology annotation, molecular function: 3'-5'-DNA exonuclease activity; nucleic acid binding. Lineage: Eukaryota; Metazoa; Chordata; Mammalia; Artiodactyla; Delphinidae. Gene Ontology annotation, biological process: DNA catabolic process. The record is from RefSeq and is a predicted model, not a curated record.